Phialemonium atrogriseum is the source of this 3137-nucleotide messenger RNA. RefSeq lists its product as uncharacterized. Bases 245 to 2668 code for a protein of 807 amino acids. NCBI's taxonomy places the organism in Eukaryota, Fungi, Ascomycota, Sordariomycetes, Cephalothecales, Cephalothecaceae. The record is from RefSeq and is a predicted model, not a curated record. Gene Ontology annotation, biological process: cristae formation. The transcript has a single exon.
CACGUGCCUGGGUACCUGGGUGCUCGGGCAGGUACAUAGCAACAGACAUCAAUGGGUCCAUCAAUGGCCCCAGGUACCUAGGUACCAUUGGAAUCCCUGCCCUUAUUAAGAUGCCCCUUAUUGCUUUGUGUUUGACUAGAGAAAGGCUGGCGAGGGUGAGUCGUGUGAGUGAAAACAAUGCUCUGUUGUGUCCCUCACCGUCAACUAUUCUCGCUAUGCGCCAAGUAGGAGCUCAUAUACCAGUAUGGCUGAUUCUAUAGCUCGAGGAUCAAGGGGCCGCCGAGCCCGGGUAUCAUCGAGAGGAUCUUCAGCUCGCUCUUCGGCCGUUUUUGAUGAUUUUCUGUAUCCCGGGCCUUACCAGGGAUCUCAUUCUCUCCGUCCCGCCGCAUCUCGCUUCUCCUUGCACGAGCAGUUCGCCGCCACAAGGAGAGAGUACGAAUUCGGCUACGAUGAUGCCUCCUCUAUCCUGGAGCGGUACAGCACCGUCGAUGGAGACCAAGAGGACACUGUCGUCUUAGACGGGACCCAGGUGCGCACUGGCGACGAUGUGAAGUCUGGACAGCCACGGACCACUUUAGACAGGAGCUACUAUGAAUUGCUCUGUCUGCCACAAACCCCAUCUCUCUCCCCAUAUGAGAUUCGGAGGGCUUAUUAUCGGCUUGCUCAACUACUCCAUGCAGAAGGGCAGCCUCCAAAUCUGGCACCUGUGGUGGCUGCCCUGUUUAUCUCGGUCCAAAAUGCCUUCGAGACACUUAUCGAACCAUAUAGGAGGGUCAACUACGAUAUAUCAAUCACAGACCCAAGCCCAGAGCCAGAUCAGAUCGACGGCCUCGAGCAAGUUCAAGUUCAAGAAGACGCCGACGAAGAUUCGUAUGUGCCUCGACUUCGUGAGGAGUAUCUCAACUUGACCCAGGGAGAGAUUCAGACAUCCACGGACCUGAGUCUACGAGUAGAAGCAGCCACUGCCCUCUUGGGCCCUCGUCGAGGGGUUGUGCACCCGAAAUGGCGUGUUGCUGCUCCUCUGGACUUUGGUCUUCGCCAGUCUACUACUUUGGGAAUCCCGAUCCUAGGAGGGAAAAUCCAGAAGUUAGUUACCUCGACAGAAGACUGUAUUCAGACGAAGAUCCUAUCGGCACCACGGAAACAUCCUAUCCGUUGUGAAGACCCAACUGUCACCGUGACCGGAUCAAUCCACGGUCUGAUGGAUGAGCCCUUCCGGCUGGCGACCUUGCUCCUUGACCGCUACCAGCCCCCAGGUCCCUCAAUACAUGGUCCUCGUCGCUUGGAACAACUCAUGUCAUCACGUUUCCUGCCGUCCCUGAGCGUCAAACUGCGACAGGGGUUCAACUGGCGUGGAAUAGACCACGAUGUAGCGGGAACUAUACCUGCGAGGCGACCUCCCGACACUGUCGUCGAACAGGAAGUGGACCUCCUCUCAGACCCGGCGAUAACCACCCGUAUCGGUCACUCUUUCGAUCUUGCUGAUGGCGGGGAGCCAUUUGAUGUAGAGAUCUGUGUGCAAAAGAGGAUGUCCGGGGGCGUCAGUGCCCCAAGCAUGGGACUGGCAGCUCAUCGCCAAAUCGGACAUGGGACAGCCUUCGUCGCUCUGGAUGCAGGGGACUGGGCGCUGUGGCCCGCCCGAGAGUGUAGGCAGUACUCCAACUUCUCUCGGGCGACCAAGAAAUUCGCCCAUGCGGCGGUCGCUCUCCGUAACGCACCGACCGCCGAGGCUGGCUACACGUUCAGUUCCUAUGACAUGGGCCUCAGGGCCGGGCGGGCCUUCACCAGGCCUGCCGACAGGGGCGUCAGGGGCAUGGAUUUCGACAUCGACAGCGACGCGAACGGGUCCUGGACGGCCUCGCUGGGGGCCACGACCGACGUGCUCGCCGGGUAUCUCAGAUAUGGUCGGGACCUGUUCUCGUCCCUUUCGUCGUCGCAGACAUCGGACCUACCCCCUGGCAACCACAGCCACAGGGGCACCGGGAUCCGUGUCGAGGUCGAACUGGGCUGCACACAUCAGCGGGAUCUCUUCCUCGCCUGCCGGACCCUGAAGAGGAUCGGCAGGUUCUCCAAGAUCGGCUUUGAGGUCGGCCUGUCUCCCUCCAGCCUGCACCUGUCGCUAUACUGGUCCCGCCUCGGCCAGCGGAUCAACCUGCCGUUCCUCCUCGCCACCCGAUCCACCCUAAGCACGGAGCUCGUCUUCUGGAGCACCGUCGCCCCCUUCCUCGGCCUCGCGGCGAUGGAGUUCCUAUACUGGCGGCCCAGGUGCAGAUCACAGACCCGGGCAGGCCGCGUCCUCGGCAGGGCUGAUCUCCAGGAACUUAUAGCCCGGAGGAGGGCCGAGGCCGACAAGCUGACGGUCAUACUCGCGGGCGGCGUCGAGCCCCGGCAGAGGGCGGAGCGGCAGAGCGGCGGGCUGGUGAUCCUCAGCGCCAAGUACGGCGUGGCUGGAGCGCCGCCUGACGAGGUCGCCGACGUCACCGUUGCGGUUGCCGCACUCGUCGACGGCGGGCAGCUCCUCAUCCCCGAGGGGCUCAGGAAGAGUCGUCUCCUAGGCUUUUGGGAUCCGGCUCCGCUCACGACCAAGGUGCUGCUUGUGAGGUACCUGUAUCAGGGGAAGGACUACUCGGUCGAGGUUUCCGGGAGGGAGGAGCUCCGGCUGCCUUAGGUGGGAUGUCUGAUGAGGCUUGGGAUAAAUGAAUGGAUGCUAUGGCAUGACUAUGUGUAACUGAAUGAUGAUGGGCAGCGAUUUGAUAUUACAACUAUAUCCACCUCUAUGCAAUUGCCAUAGUAACCGCCCACCUUGAAUUCUGAAGUCACAACCAUCGAAGAGUUCCCAGCGUUCUCGGCCCAUAAACUGCACUCUCACACAAGAAUAAGAAUGCAGUCACUCCUCCACCUCCCUAGCGAGAACCUGUGGGUUGUCUCACGACAAAAUUGAAUGCAAAAUAUUUUAAGGGACUCAGGCGAGGCCUAGGAACAGGAGGUGGCAGGGUUGGGACAGAAUGAUAAUCAUGAGACGGGGGGUUGAUUUAUGUGUUGCGUACUGGGGGAAUCCCAGAAGUAUAUUGAUUUAUAGACUGAAGGCCUCAGCUUGAAUGACCUAGAGACACUUGGUUCGGCUUUUAUCUAUCCCC